UCCUGCAUAUUUGUUCCUUUCUAGAUGUGUCGACGCUACACGGUUUGAGCUUAGUGUGCACACGGUUCUACCUGAUUUUAAAAGAUGCAAACUCACUGUGGAAAGCGCGAAUUAACCACAUAUGGCCGGAUGCUAGCUGGCUCUUAUGUCUCGCGAGACCCGACAACUGGAUGUUAUCAUACGUUGCAAUCAAACAAGAAACAGCACUAUGGAAACAGCAAGAGUCUGCAAAGAAGAGAAAUUGUCUGUUCAUCGAGAAAUUACCUAGAUCUGUAGAUGCUGUGUUACUGAUGCACGUAAAUGGAAUCUCUCAUUUAGUUUAUACAAAUUAUCAAGACUUACUUUACAAGCAACUUCCCUCACGCGAGAAAUUAUCUCACGAAAUCGAGAAUUCCGCCGGCAUCGCUAUGGGACAUCAUUCGAAUUAUAUCAGGGAUCUGACGGCAAUAGACAACAUGAUCUACAGUUGCAGUUACGAUAAUACGGUCAAGUCGUGGGAGCUCACUAACACCGGUUUUAUCCAUCAGAGAAUUUACAAUUUACGGAAGAGCGACAAUUUACAUUCGUGGUUAUGCGGGUUAUGCCAUAUAUCAUCGUGUCCGGAGAGUAAUCUCUUUGCGACCGGCUCAUCCUGCGGGACUAUAUACGUGUGCGACUCAAGAUCGAGAAAUAACCCGAUCAGACAUUAUCGACCUCACACUAAAUUCGUAAAUAGCCUGGCCAUGAACACGGAAUACAUCCUGUCCGCCAGCGUGAACGACGACACGAUGUCCGUUUGGGAUCAGAGAGCCGGACGGACCAUGGAGUCUAUCACAGUAAACUCACGUGUAUAAAUAUGCGACGGGAUUUGGUUUUCGUCGGGGACAAAAUACCAUACUCCUACUCGAAGUUGCACGUGCUAAAUUCAAAGGACGAUUUCAAGCUGGUGAAAUCUUAUUCCACCAAGCAUACGAAAAGUAUAACGAGUAUGCAUCUGACGCACGGAUGCCUGAUAACAAGUUCCUGGGACGGCACUGUCAGA
This is a messenger RNA of Temnothorax curvispinosus, 1021 nucleotides long. Its product is annotated as pre-mRNA-splicing factor PRP46-like. Gene Ontology annotation, molecular function: protein binding. The transcript has 5 exons. Lineage: Eukaryota; Metazoa; Arthropoda; Insecta; Hymenoptera; Formicidae. The record is from RefSeq and is a predicted model, not a curated record. The coding region runs from base 171 to 833 and encodes 220 amino acids. Gene Ontology annotation, cellular component: preribosome, large subunit precursor.